AUGUCGAACAUAGGUGAUAUAGAUUUGUUUCCGGGGGGAAUAUCAGAAAAAGCGGUACCAGAUGGCCUUGUUGGUCCUUUGUUCGGUUGUAUUAUCGCAGCACAGUUUCAACGACUUAAGUAUGGCGAUCGGUACUGGUACGAAAACUUAAACUCGUAUUCCAAUGUCAGAUUCACCUCUGAACAACUUUCUGCCAUAAAAUCGAUGACCUUUGGUAAAAUAUUAUGCGAAGUUUUCAGUGAGGAUUCUAAUCCCUUGACAAACGUUCCUGCUGAUGUCUUUAGAGUCAAUCAGGCGUCAACAAUUGCAUGUGCUGAUUCAAAAAUGGAUCUUAGUUCGUGGGGAGUUGUGACAAGUAAAUGA
Molecule: messenger RNA, 363 nt
Organism: Saccostrea cuccullata (small rock oyster)
Lineage: Eukaryota; Metazoa; Mollusca; Bivalvia; Ostreida; Ostreidae
Product: peroxidase-like protein 3
Exons: 4
Coding region: 1-363 (120 amino acids)
Biological process (GO): response to oxidative stress
Molecular function (GO): heme binding; peroxidase activity
Source: RefSeq, a predicted model, not a curated record